This is a messenger RNA of Homalodisca vitripennis (glassy-winged sharpshooter), 678 nucleotides long. Its product is annotated as eIF-2-alpha kinase activator GCN1-like. The record is from RefSeq and is a predicted model, not a curated record. Lineage: Eukaryota; Metazoa; Arthropoda; Insecta; Hemiptera; Cicadellidae. The coding region runs from base 51 to 461 and encodes 136 amino acids. The transcript is spliced from 4 exons.
CCGGCCAACUGUACGACAAGUCCGUCAUCUCUGGGAAAGAGAACGAGUCAAUGCUGAAUGCGAAAAACAUGAAACGAGAGAGCAAGGUGUACUCUUAUAAAGAGCAGCAGGAGGAGCUGGCCCUCAGGAGAGAACUGGAGGAGAAGCGGCGACGAGAGGGGAAGGGGAAGGAGCCGGAGCUCACUCCCAAACAGAAGGAAGCUCUCCGCAUGCAGCUGGACAAGGAGGCGGCCAUUAGAGACUCCCUCACUGCGCUGUACGAGGAGGUAAGCAAGACAGUGAGUCUGGUGAGGGCUGCCAGUCAUACACCCUCACUCCUCCCUCACUUCAACUCGCUGCUGCCGUGUGUGCUGAAGGGGCUCCAGUCUCCGCUCUCCGCACCCUCACUGGCCACCCUGUACCUGUCCCUGCGCCUAGCCGCGCUGCCCACCGGUCCACCUCUGCCCCCCCCUUCUGCCUGAUCUCGUGGCCCAUGUCACCCUCCGACUGCAGAAACCGAAGUGUGACCUAGAUCCUGCCUGGGAGGAGGAGGAUCUUGAGAAGGCGACACGCCGCACUGUCGCGUUGCUGCACCGCUGUACUGCGUUGAAGGGUCGCGGACAACGACUGACAGGACCUGCGUUCUGUUACUGUUUCCCUUUUGGUGCGCUCAGCACUGCUCCAGGUGCUGAACAAGCC